CCUCGCCUCGAAGGCAUUGCAGGCGCCGUCGCCGCGACCGGGCAGAGGCGCGCAUGUGGGGCCGGCCCCGCAGAGCCGCACACUGAGCCGCCGGCGCCCCCGACGGCGCGGCGCGGCGCGGUGCGGUGCGGUGCGGUGCGGUGCGCGGCAGCAUGCUGCUCUGGCUGGGCUUCGGGCUGCUGCUGAGCGCCGAGCUCAGCGCCGUGUCUGCCGCGGGUUGUUCUGGUUGUGGAAAAUGUGACUGCAGUGGAGUGAAAGGGCAAAAAGGUGAAAGAGGCUUGCCGGGAUUACAGGGUGUGAUUGGGUUUCCUGGAAUGCAAGGACCUGAAGGUCCCCCUGGGCCACCAGGGCUUAAGGGUGAUACUGGAGAACCAGGACUGCCAGGAACAAAAGGAACAAGAGGCCCACCAGGAUCAUCAGGAUAUCCAGGAAACCCAGGCCUUCCUGGCAUUCCCGGACAAGAUGGCCCUCCAGGUCCACCUGGUAUUCCAGGAUGUAAUGGCACAAAGGGUGAAAGAGGUCCAGUAGGUCCCCCAGGUUUACCAGGAUUGACUGGAAGCAUAGGACCUCCAGGACCUCCUGGAAUGAAGGGAGAUCCAGGUGAAGUUAUUGGUCUUUUACCUCCUAGUGUGCUAAAAGGUGAUAAAGGCUUUCCUGGUCAACCUGGACUACCUGGUCCACCUGGAGCCUCAGGGUUCCAGGGGCCAGUGGGGCCACCGGGGCUUCCAGGAGAGCCAGGUCCUCCAGGGCAACCAGGACCCCCAGGUGAGAAGGGCUACAUGGGCUUGGGUUUUCAGGGUCCCAAAGGUGAAAAGGGAGAACAAGGAGUAAGGGGCCCCCCUGGACCCCCAGGCCCAGCUCCGCAUAUGAAAGAAAAAGGAAGCGAAAUCAUAAGGGGAGAAAAGGGUGAACCUGGUGAAAAAGGUGAACAGGGUGUCCCAGGAUUACCAGGUUCAGGUUUCAAAGGGGAAAAGGGUGAACCUGGAAAGCCUGGUCCACGUGGAAAGCCUGGAAAAGAUGGUGAACCAGGACCAAAAGGAGAACCUGGUUUGCCUGGUGGGUUUGGGAUUCCCGGACAACCUGGUGUACCUGGUGUUAAGGGUGAAAAAGGGGAACAAGGUCUUCCAGGGCCUCCAGGAAGAAUUAUAGAUACUGGAACAGUGGAUUCUUUUGGUGAAAAAGGAGACCCUGGAGUUUCAGGUUUGCCAGGACUGAAAGGUCAAAAAGGUGAAAAAGGUUUCCCUGGUAUACAAGGAAUCCCAGGUCUUCCAGGUCGACCUGUUCCAGACCGGGUAGGAGCACCUGGUGUCCCUGGAGAGAGAGGUGAAAAAGGUGAAAAGGGUUCUCCAGGGUUCCCUUUACCUGGACCACCUGGAAGAGAUGGUUUCCCAGGUCCUCCUGGUUUGCCUGGCCCACCAGGUCCUCCAGGUGUAACAGAUGGAGUUGAUCAAUGCCAGCCAGGAGAACCUGGUGCACCAGGUAGACCUGGAGCUCCAGGACAGCAUGGAUUUCCAGGAGAGAUGGGAGAGAAAGGUGACAAAGGUGAGUCCUGUCUCUCAUGUGAAGUAGGACCUCCUGGACUCCCUGGACCACAAGGGCCACCAGGUCCAGCAGGUUUUCCAGGACAAGCAGGUUUCAAAGGUGAAAGAGGCUUACCUGGACUUGAUGGCCUUCCAGGCGUACCUGGGCCCCCAGGCACUCCAGGACUUAUAGGCAGCCCUGGGGCAAAAGGAGAACCAGGAGAUUUUUCUUAUGAAUCUAUCCUGAAAGGUGAAAAGGGAGAUCCUGGUUUCCCAGGACAACCAGGUAUUCCUGGAAGAGAAGGGUCACCGGGAAAAGAUGGCCUCCCAGGUCCACAGGGUCCGAAAGGAGCGUCGGGUACAACUGGCUUGAAAGGAGAACGUGGUCCCCCCGGCCAACCUGGAUUCCCUGGAGUACGUGGCGAAAGAGGUUUUCCUGGUCCUCCUGGGAUAGGCUCAGCAGGGUUACCUGGUGACAAAGGAGACAGAGGCUUUGCUGGAACCCCAGGUUUACCAGGCCUUCCAGGGGCAAAAGGUGAAGCAGGACGAACUGUUCCUCUCCCUGGUCCUCCUGGGACAGAUGGCCUUCCUGGGCCACCUGGUUUCCCUGGACCCCAAGGUGACAAAGGGAAUCCUGGGCUACCAGGAAGACCCGGCCUCCCAGGAGAAAAAGGUGCUGUUGGGCAGCCAGGUAUAGGAUUCCCUGGACCUCCAGGACCCAAAGGUUUCCAAGGUCAGCCUGGCUCUCCUGGUCAGCCGGGCACUCCAGGAACUCCUGGCCUGGAUGGUUUACCAGGUGCCCCAGGUUUACAAGGUCAAAAAGGUGAACCCGGAGUAGGUCUCCCAGGCCCUAAGGGUUUACCAGGCCCACCAGGCCCAGCUGGUAUCCCUGGAGAAAAGGGAAUUCCGGGAUUGCCUGGCUUACGUGGCGAGCAAGGGUUUCCGGGGAUUCCUGGUCAGCAAGGAUUCCGAGGUGACCCUGGCCUCCCCGGCUUACAAGGUUUACAGGGCUCUCCAGGUGCACCAGGACUAGGCCCGCAGGGAUCACCAGGACCUGCUGGACAACCAGGACCCCAGGGACCACCAGGAUUUCCUGGAAUAAAAGGAGAAAGGGGCUUUCCUGGUAUCCCAGGUCUAGAUAUGCCAGGACCAAAAGGGGAUAAAGGUAGCCAGGGCCAGCCUGGAGUACCAGGCUCUGUGGGGUUACCUGGCCUGCCUGGACCACAAGGCGCAGUUGGACUGAAAGGAUCAGCAGGAGCCAAAGGAGAAAUGGGAGUUAUGGGAACUCCUGGAUUGCCAGGGUCUCCUGGACCAGUUGGAGAUCGAGGUUUCCCUGGUGAAAAAGGCAACCCAGGUUUCAAAGGAGUAAUUGGACCACAGGGAGAUCCUGGUGUCAAGGGGGAUAAAGGUGAAGUAGGUCUCCCGGGAAAACCUGGAAGCAUGGACGGCAUGGACAUGGUUAGUCUCAAAGGCCAAAAGGGAGAUCAAGGAGAAAAAGGGGACCAUGGAGCAACAGGAGAAAAAGGGUUACGUGGAGAGUACGGAGAACCAGGAAUUCCAGGGAAGGAUGGUGAACCUGGUACUCCAGGACAUCCAGGACCAAAAGGUGAUCAAGGGCCCCCGGGGUACCCAGGAGAUCCAGGAAUUCCAGGACAAAAAGGAUCAGUUGGUGAAAUGGGUUUGCCAGGAACACCUGGAGAAAAAGGUCUGCCGGGAAUUCCAGGUUCACCAGGCACACCGGGGUUCCCUGGCCAAAAAGGUGAAAAAGGAGACAAAGGAGCGGCAGGUUUUCCUGGAAUUGGCUUUCCAGGAUCUCCUGGUGAGAAGGGAGAACCGGGAAGAGCGGGUAGUCCAGGCUUAUCUGGAGAGAAGGGUGAAAAAGGUAGUGCAGGACUCCCAGGAAUGCCGGGUGCCCCAGGUCCCAGAGGAUCCCCUGGCAUGGCAGGAUUUCCAGGCAACCCAGGUCGCCAUGGAGAAAAGGGUGAAAAAGGACUUCCUGGCUUAAGUGGCAUUCCAGGUUUAAAAGGAGAACCAGGUGAACCGGGUCUUCAGGGUCCUGCUGGUUCCAUUGGACAGAAAGGUGAACCAGGUUAUGAUGGGAUUCCUGGUGCAGCUGGUGCAAAGGGUGAACAAGGUCUUCCAGGUAGAGGACUUCCAGGAUUUCCAGGUGCAAAGGGAGAUAAAGGUGCGAAAGGUGACGUGGGUUUUCCAGGAUCCCCGGGGAGUCCGGGGAUCCCAGGUCUGAAAGGAGAACCAGGAUAUGCAGGUCCACCAGGCCCUAAAGGCAGCCAAGGUCUUCCUGGACUACCAGGAAGUGCAAUGGAGGGACCUAAAGGAGACAGAGGACCCCAAGGCCAACCUGGCCUUCCAGGUUUACCAGGUCCAACAGGGCCACCAGGACCCCCAGGACUUAAAGGGGUCAAAGGAGAACAGGGCAGCGAUGGCUGGCCUGGGACCCCUGGAGGUCCGGGAGUCAAAGGCGAUCCAGGAUUCCAGGGCUUGCCUGGUACUCCAGGUUUACCGGGAGAUAUUGGUCAAAAGGGUGAUUUGGGACCUCCAGGAGUUCCAGGUGUUCCAGGUCCAAAAGGAUCUCCUGGCUUCCCGGGUCUUAAGGGAGAGCGAGGUGACCAAGGUCUUCCUGGAUCUAAAGGUUUACAAGGCCCACCAGGCCCACCAGGUGCUUUUCAGCUUGUUAAAGGAGAUCCUGGCUUACCUGGCCCUGUAGGACCAGUCGGUCUCAAAGGAUUCCCGGGACUUCCAGGUCCCAAAGGACAGCAAGGGGUUACAGGACCUUCAGGCAUACCUGGGCCACCUGGUAGCCCAGGGUUUGAUGGUAAACCUGGGCAAAAAGGAGAAGUUGGUCCUUAUGGUCCCCCAGGGCCCAGAGGAUUCCCUGGUCCACCUGGUCCUGAAGGUUUGCCUGGGGCUAUGGGCCCACCAGGUGCAGCAUCUGUUGCUCAUGGCUUCCUUGUUACCAGACACAGUCAGACCACUGAAGAACCACAGUGUCCAUUUGGAACUAGGCUGAUCUACCAUGGUUACUCCUUGCUUUAUGUCCAAGGCAAUGAAAGAGCACAUGGCCAGGAUUUGGGCACGGCAGGGAGCUGUCUUCGUAAAUUUAGUACUAUGCCAUUCUUAUUCUGCAAUAUCAACAAUGUAUGUAACUUUGCAUCAAGGAAUGACUACUCCUACUGGCUCUCCACUCCUGAACCCAUGCCAAUGAGUAUGGCUCCUAUCACUGGUGAUAAUAUCAGACCAUUUAUCAGCAGAUGUGCUGUGUGUGAGGCUCCUGCUAUGAUAAUAGCCGUUCACAGUCAAACAAUUCAAAUACCGCAAUGUCCUGAAGGCUGGAGUUCACUUUGGAUUGGUUACUCCUUUGUCAUGCACACCAGCGCUGGUGCCGAGGGCUCCGGCCAGGCCCUGGCCUCUCCUGGUUCCUGCCUAGAGGAGUUUCGCAGCGCUCCCUUCAUUGAAUGCCACGGCCGGGGCACCUGCAAUUAUUAUGCAAAUGCUUACAGCUUCUGGCUUGCCACUAUAGAGAGGAAUGAGAUGUUCAAGAAACCGACGCCCUCAACCUUGAAAGCAGGGGAUCUGCGCUCAAAUGUUAGCCGUUGUCAAGUCUGUAUGAGAAAAACAUAAUGACUUUUGAAUUUCAACUAAUUUCACACAAUAUGGUGCUAUUCGUUUAACAGCAAUGAAGCCUAGACAUAUAUCAUAUGUACCUCAUUGUUGUCGAAUAUGAAAACAGUAAAGUACCUUUUAGGAACUUGCAUAACUAACACACACUGCUUUACUGGCCCUGUCCUUGCUGAAGAAGAAAAGAGACAACAAAGAUAAGCUUCAAAUGUUGACAUGCCAAAUGGCACUUUUGAUCAAAGUAUAUAUAUUUUUUAUAUAAAUGCAAUGCACUGAUAGAAUAAAAAGUAAGAGUUCAUCCAGAAGAAAAUGCAAAGGUGCUAGGAGAUAUGCAGUUCUGCCUUAUACUGUUUGACUCCCCUUUCUCAUUCUUGUAUUAUAUGUUUAGAUUCAUUCUUCUUCCCCAGAUAAGCUUGUUGUUACCAUUAUCUAGCUGUCUCAAAAUCCAAAACUCUUGGGUAUGUACUUAUUGUUCUUGUACAAAGCAAUACUAAUGUAAAAAAGAGUUUUGGGAUUAUGGAUUGUGGUUAAGCAACAAGUAACCAUCUUUCCAAAACAUAGAGUGCCAUCCUGCAAACUUUCCUUCUGUUUGUAGUCCUUAGUGCUAUUGGUUUUAAUGGGACUACAUUUGGAAGAGAUUGCCUAAUUGAUUUCCCGAAUAGGCAAGUAAGUGUUUCUGCUAUGUUGGUACUAUGCAGCUUCUAUUAUGCAGUAGAACAAACUUUCCUGUGGAAUAAGGAAUGAUCCAGCAAUGGUCAAGAAAAAGAAAAUAUAUAAAUAUUUUAGUAAUUUAUAUAGAUAUCAACCAUUAGGCAAAUCAAGCAUUUCAAAAAAAAAGCUUACAAAAGUUUUCUUUUUUUUCAGUGUCAUAAAUUAGAUGUUAAAUGCCAAAAUAUGAUGUGAAAUGUUCAUUUUGCAUAGCUCAUUUCAAUACCGAAGUCUGUAAAUUGCAGAUACUGAACCCAGGUUAAUAGCUCUUUGUCUUUAUUAUAGUAAAUCCUGCUUUGAGCUUAUAGUGUUUAUUCUGUAUUUAAUAUUUUUCAGGGUUUUAAACACUACUCACACACUGAAUGACUUGAUUUUGAAAAAUUAUAAGGCCUUAAUUUUGUUAAUACUGUGCCAAAAAAGUCUUCAAGGUGGCCUAAGAAAUAUUUCUAAAGACUUUCUAUGCAAUUAUACCAAUGUUUGAGCACAUCUGUGUCUAAAAGUGUUUUAUAGACUAUAACCGUGCAAAUACCAAAAGAUUCUUACAAAUGCCAAGGCCUUUAUGUAAUUUCUUAAAUGUGUAUUUCUCAAGAAUUCAAGUUUGUAAUAAAACUAUUUGUGUAAAAAAACAGAAGAAGAGAAAAAGUUUUUACUAAUUUGUUAUUAGCAUUCAUUUACAGCAAUGAAUUAAUUUUUAAUAAGCCACCAAUAAAUGCACAAGCUUGAUGCAAUCCUAGAUUAUUCUUGUUUUGCACAUCUUGCAGAUGUACAAAGCAUCUUUGGAAGGGGAAAACAGGAUGCUGUACUGACACCUUAGUUGUUACCUUAAUAGAACUGGUAGACAAAACACGGGUUGUGCAUCUGUUACUGAUAUAUGUUUGAUGUUAACAUGUUAUAAAAAUUUUCUAACUUAACUCAUGGGAAGCAAUCAAGUUACACAUAUUUUUCACUCUUCCCUUGAAUUUGUCGUGCACAGAUCAGGACUGAAUGAUGUAGGAUAAAAAUCAAAGGCAUCUGAUGUAAUUUUGCUUGUGAGCAGGCCAGCUGCAUCUUGGCUCUGGUUGCCUGAGGAAGAAAUGGGCCCUGGUAUCUUUUUCCAUGGCAAAAGCACAUAAUUUGUUCAUGUUUCAUAUUGUUUUCCCAAACUUUUGAAGAGGUUGCUGCUGCUCUGAACUCACUUUCACUUAGGGUCCUUGAGAACAUUGGUUGGCCAGCCUUGAAUAGAAAUUAGCCAUUUCCUUUAGUGCUGAUCCUUCCUCUCAUGGAAGUUUGGACAGGUGAUCAUUUCGUUGAUAAAUGACCAGUCCUCAAAAAAGUCCUGUACUAGCCUAUAGCGUACAGGAGUGUGUUUAUAGCUGAUCAGCCUGGUGUGUGCUUUUCCAAAGUGUCGCGUGGUGUUCAGAGGAAGAGGAGAAAAACAUGGAGUGAUUCCUCCUGGCAGCUAGGAAGAAUUAAGCAGACCUUCAGCCUUCUUUAUCUCAGAGCAUCCAAGCUGCUGGUCAGACUUUCUAAUUACACUCUACAGCUUAUCUCCUGGUCAUCUAGGGUUUUAAUUUGCUUGGUUUGAGUUUUCCCAAAACUGCCAGUCAGUUGGAUUUAUGAAGUCCCACAGGUAUGUUUAAAUCUAUUCUGGCCAUAAGAAAACAAUCCCGUUUCCCAGUGAAGGGACUGCUCACUGCAGCUAGGUGUGUACUGACCUGUAUUUUCUUAACAGGAAGCAUUUUGAAAACAAGGUCCUUUGAAAAUUUUCAAAAACAGUUUAAGCUAUAGUUUGAUGUCUUACUUAUCUACUGGUAAUUAUUUAUUCUGUAAUGUUCAGCUCAUAAUGAAUGACCUUUGUCAUGCUGUUUGUACUAAAGUCAGUAAGUAAAUUUGUUCAGUGAUUAUUGAUGCAAAUCAGAUCUGCAAAUGUUCUGGACUCUAGAUUUCAAUGCCCUGAGUGAGAAAGAGCAACUUCCCAUGCACUAAAACAGAAAUGUGAAACCUUCUCUUUCUUUAAAAAAUCUGCAAGAAUCCCAUUUUCAGUUAUUUAUGGCCAGCAUUGUUGCUACAGUAUGGUUCUUUGUAUGAACAGAGAAGUGCAAAUACAUCAUUUGUUAAAAUUGUCUUGAAUAAGCUUAAAUUUCAGGAUAAAGCUUUACUAAAGGAGUACAGCUUGGUUAGUAGGCCUGGCUGUUUCUGAAUGCAGUACUUGAAGAAUAACUUUCAUGACUGAAAUAAAUACAUUUCUAAAACAGCAGGUGGUGCCCUUGCUCUCUUUAUGGUGAGAUUGGCACUAAGAACUUUAAGCUGACAAAUGCUUCUCUCUUGCCCUGUUCUCUAAUCCACUAAAACGUAAAGCAGGUUUGCAGUUCUUUAUUUUCCCAAGUCAUGUCUCUGUUCUGACAUGUUCUAGUCACCAGGAAUUUUCCUUUUGAAAUAGGAGUGGAGUAGUGUUCAGUAAAAAUUAAGAUUCUAUGCACAGACAAAAUACAAAUACAAUAUAAUGAAAUACAAUAUAUUGAAACAAAUGAUCUCACUGACUUUCCUAAAGGUAUUUUAGCCUGUGUAUGUUCUCUGCCAGAUGUGCAUUCAAUUUAUAAUUAUAUAUUUAUUCUUCU
Molecule: messenger RNA, 8461 nt
Organism: Dromaius novaehollandiae (emu)
Lineage: Eukaryota; Metazoa; Chordata; Aves; Casuariiformes; Dromaiidae
Gene: COL4A1
Product: collagen type IV alpha 1 chain
Exons: 52
Coding region: 153-5159 (1668 amino acids)
Biological process (GO): extracellular matrix organization
Cellular component (GO): collagen trimer; basement membrane
Molecular function (GO): extracellular matrix structural constituent conferring tensile strength
Source: RefSeq, a predicted model, not a curated record